AUGCCUCCAAGAAGGAGUACUCGCAGCAUGAGAGAAAAUCCUGAAAGCCAAACACUCGAUAUAGCACGGUUGAUAGCUCAGCAAAUUCGGGAGGCAGUACCAACUAUUGUCGCUCAGGUUACAGCGGGAAUUAAUGCAAGUCAAAGGAGUGAGGGAGGCCCUAACACCGAGAAUCCCGUCAGGGAGGAGAACUGUAACACCAAUGAUAGAGGAUGCAGUUACAAGACAUUCAUGUCCUGCAAGCCAAAGGAGUUUCAUGGUAAAGAAGGUGCAAUUGGAUUACUAUCAUGGAUUGAGAGCAUGGAGUCGGUACUCCAUAUUAGCAAGUGUUCCGAGGACUGUAAAGUGAAGUAUGCAACAUGCCAACUCCAGGGAAGAGCCCUAACUUGGUGGAACAUUCAAGUUCAAACCCGUGGUCGCCAAGCUGCCUAUGAGUUAUCAUGGGAAGAACUCAAAAAGUUACUCAUCGAAGAGUAUUGUUCUAAGAGCGAAAUUCAGAAAUUGGAAGUUGAAUUCUGGAAUCACAUCAUGAUUGGAAUGGAGGUGGACAAAUACACAGCUCGUUUUCAUGAGCUUGCCAAGUUAGUACCUCAUAUGGUCACUCCAGAGGAGAAACAAAUUGAUCGGUACAUCUGGGGAUUGGCACCUGAAAUCCGAGGGAUGGUCACUUCGGUAAACCCAACCACUAUACAAAACGCGGUGGUGUUGGCAAAUCGUCUGACAAAUGAUGCAGUUAGAUUAGGGAUUUUAAAGCAAGACAAAUUUGGUGGAAAUAGGAAACUAGAGGGGCAAUCGUGGAAAAGGACCAACAACGAUUUAGGCAAAAACCAAAAAGUGAUAAGAAACUUUGGGGCUCAGUCUCAAACAGGAGAAAAGGGCAAGGGGACUUACCCUAAAUGUGGCAAGUGCAAUUAUCACCAUAGCGGGAGAUGCGUUAUUUGUUUCAAAUGCAAUAAAGGAGGUCAUAUCGAUAAAGAUUGCAAGAUCAGAGAGAAUCAAUCAUGCCAUAAGUGUGGAAGCCCGAAUCACUUCAGGAAUGCAUGCCCGAAAUUGAACCAAGAGUCAGCUACUAACCCAGCACGACCAAUCAACCAAGGAAAUCAAGGAGGCCAAGCACGAGGUCGAGCGUUUACAAUUGGAGUGGAAGAAGCCAAGCAAGACUCAAAUGUGAUCACAGGUACAUUUCUUCUGAAUAACCAUUACCCAUUCAUACUAUUUGAUUCUGGAGCAGAUAGAAGCUUUGUAUCCCUAGAAUUUAGACCAAAGAUUGGUUUAAAGUCGCAAAAGCUGAAAGAAGAUUUCGUUAUCGAAUUUSCUAAUGGUCAGGAAGUUAGGACUAAAGACGUAAUCACMAAUUGUACAUUACAUUUAGCUGAACAAAACUUUAGCAUAGACCUUAUUCCAAUUAGAUUAGGAAGCUUCGAUAUCGUUGUGGGUAUGGAUUGGCUAUCCAAAAAUCAAGUCGAGAUAUGUUGUUCUGAGAAGACCAUUCAAAUUUUGAAAGGAAGUGAAACGCUCGUGGUGCAUGGAAGAAGUCCCACAGAAAUUUCAAGUUAG
Molecule: messenger RNA, 1557 nt
Organism: Cynara cardunculus var. scolymus (artichoke)
Lineage: Eukaryota; Viridiplantae; Streptophyta; Magnoliopsida; Asterales; Asteraceae
Exons: 1
Coding region: 1-1557 (518 amino acids)
Molecular function (GO): nucleic acid binding; protein binding; zinc ion binding
Source: RefSeq, a predicted model, not a curated record